Molecule: messenger RNA, 642 nt
Organism: Thecamonas trahens ATCC 50062
Lineage: Eukaryota; Apusomonadida; Apusomonadidae
Product: inorganic diphosphatase
Exons: 2
Coding region: 1-642 (213 amino acids)
Biological process (GO): phosphate-containing compound metabolic process
Cellular component (GO): cytoplasm
Molecular function (GO): magnesium ion binding; inorganic diphosphate phosphatase activity
Source: RefSeq, a predicted model, not a curated record
AUGCUGACAACAGCUCGAAUUGCCGUCCUCCGGACCAUUCGUCCGACCAUUGCGCUCUGUGGCAGCCGCAACAUCCCUCGUGGUCUGACCGUCAAGAUGGAGGUGGCGACUGAUGUGGCCGGCAAUCCCAUUAGCCCCGACACCAACAGCGAUGGUUCGGUCCGCCAUUUGAAGUACAAGAACGGUGUCAUGGGCUUUAACUACGGUGCCAUUCCACGGACCUGGGAGGAUCCCGAGGUGUCGUACCAUGGCUACGCCGGCGAUAACGACCCGCUCGAUGUGGUUGAGCUCUCGGAUGGCGCCCUUCCCCUGGGCGCGGUGGUUCCGGCCCGGGUCCUCGGCGUCCUCGGUCUGGUUGACGAGGGUGAGCUCGACUACAAGGUCAUCACCCUCCGGGCGAGCGAGGCUGCCCGGCGCGGAUGGUCCGACAUCGACGACGUACCAGCAGAGGUUCAGGCCGACAUCAUCGACUGGUACCGCAACUACAAGACCGCCGAGGGCAAGCCGGUCAACGAGCUGCUGUGGGACGGCACUAUCCGUGAUGCCGCUGCCGCCCUCGACAUCGUCCGCCACACCGCCGACGCCUACGCCGGUCUUCGGGCCGAUCCUGAGCGGGCCACGCGCCUCGGUCUCGCGCUCUGA